Molecule: messenger RNA, 3223 nt
Organism: Neopsephotus bourkii (Bourke's parrot)
Lineage: Eukaryota; Metazoa; Chordata; Aves; Psittaciformes; Psittacidae
Gene: ANKLE1
Product: ankyrin repeat and LEM domain containing 1
Exons: 6
Coding region: 90-2822 (910 amino acids)
Molecular function (GO): endonuclease activity
Source: RefSeq, a predicted model, not a curated record
GGCCCCGCUGCCGCCAUGGAGCCCUUUGGUGGCCCUGGCAGCGGUGCUGGUGACGGCCGUGUCCCCCCCUGCAGGAUGGGAAACGAGGCAUGGACCCGCAGCGGGGACACGGAGCGUGGCUCCUGCAGGGCCGGGGCUCACAGCGCGCCUGGGGGUGGCCUCCUGCAGAGGAGCCAGGGGACCCGCGGCGCUCCCUGUCCUUCCUGACUGAGGAUGCCACCGACGGCAGCAUCUGCGCUGCGCUCCCCGAGGCCGGGUCCCUGCUGCAGGAGCCAGGGGGCUGCAGUGGUUUGAGGGGGCCCCUCCCAUCCCUCUCCAUCCCCUCCUUUGCCCCAUGGCCCCAGGGGGACCCCGGGGGCUCAGCUGUGCUCCCGCAUCCCCUCGCCUCCAGCACGCUGCUCUCAGAUGGGGAUGAGCUCAGGGAGGGACCCUGGAGCAGGGCCGUGGUGGGAGGCUCGGGGGCUCCCCCCCAGGUUCUCCCACAGCUCCGCACUCGGGUUCCCCCCAGUCCCUGUCCCCCGCGGGUGUUUGGUCCUGGUGGGUCCCCGCGCCAGCCCCAGCGCUGCAGCAGGGUCCUGCGGACACACGGGGCAGCCCCUGAGGCUCCCGGGCCCGGUGGCAGCUCUGGGGACAGCAGCAGUGACAGCGAGUGCUUUGUUAGUGCCCUGGAGACCCUGGGGCCUCGCUGCUGCUGCUCCUCCACGGGGCUGGAGCUGGGUGAAGGCCCAAGUGGAGCUGGCGCCAUGGAGCUGCCCCCCCCCAGCAUCCCCCCAGCCCCAGAGCGGGCGGAGGGGGGAGGUUUCAGGGGAGCCCCGAGGGCACCCCCUUGCUGCGAGGAUGCUUCGGACACGGGUGACGUAGGGGAGCUCCUCACCCAGCUCCAGGGGUGCAGCCUCCAGGGAUCCCCCCCUUCCACCCCAGGGGCUCUUCCCAGGCUCAGCGCUGGGGAUGCCGGCCCGCAGGAGCCCCCCAUGUACCAGCAUGUCACUCCCAGGACACGGAGCCGCCUCCUGGCCUCUGCAGAGCGCUUCGGUGCCUCCUCCUCCUCCUCUGUUCUCUCUGACACACUGGAGAUGCCACGGAGGCCCCCCAGGGUCAGAGCACCCCGGGCUGUCCCCAGGGAUCCUGCUACCGCCUCAGGGCGCUGCGUCACCCAGCAGGACACGGAUGUGUGCAGUGGGGACAGAGAGGAGACAGGCUCUUUGGGUGACACUGUGCUCCUCCCCGGAGCCCCCAGCAGCUCCCCUGGCUCCAGCCCCACGGUGCCGCUGCUCCCUGGGGACCCCCAGUGCCCCCCAUCAGAUGCUCAGGGCUCCUCUGGCUCCAGCCCCACGGUGCUGCUGCUCCCUGGGGACCCCCAGUGCCCCCCAUCAGAUGCUCAGGGCUCCCCUGGCUCCAGCCCCACAGUGGCACUGGUCCCUGCGGACCCCCAGUGCCCCCCAUCAGAUGCUCAGGGCUCCUCUGGCUCCAGCCCCACAGUGCUGCUGGUCCCUGGGGACCCCCAGUGCCCUCCAUCAGAUGCUCAGGGCUCCCCUGGCUCCAGCCCCACGGUGCCGCUGCUCCCUGGGGACCCCCAGUGCCCCCCAUCAGACGCUCAGGGCUCCUCUGGCUCCAGCCCCACGGUGCUGCUGGUCCCUGGGUACCCCCAGUGCCCCCCAUCAGAUGCUCGGGGCUCCCCCUGUGCCACCCUCAGGGCGCUGGAAGGUGGCUCUGGGUGCCAGGACCCUUCGCCCUUGGGGGCACCACAGCCCCAGUGGCUCCACAGGCGCUUCUGCCACCUCCUGGCACCGCGGGCCCUGCCUGUGCCUCCCAGCACCCAAGAGCACCCCGAGUGCGAGGAGCAGGAGCGGGCACCCCCCGAGCGCCACGGCCCUGGCCCCGAGGACACGGCCCCGCUGCGGCCCCUCUCGGAUGAAGGCCUGCGCCGGCGGCUGCGGGCGCUGGGGGAUGAUCCAGGGCCCAUCACGGGGCUCACCAGGCAGCUCUACCUGCGGCGGCUGGAGGAGCUGCUGAGGACAGCCCGGAGCAGCCCAGCGGGGCACAGCCCAGAGCUGGCAGCCGCGCUGCAGAGCGGCCUCAUCCCUGACUGCGCCCAGGACGAGCUGGUGCUGAGGCAGGAGUUCGACCGCCCCGACCGGAGCCGGCACUGGCGGGAAGGGCUGGUCAAGUCCAGCUUCAACUACCUCCUCCUCGACCCCAGGACCACCCAGAACCUGCCCCUCCGCUCGCACCAGCUGAGCCCCGCCGAGUGCUUCAGGACCUUCAUCCAGGCCAUCUUCUAUGUGGGCAAGGGGACACGCACGCGGCCCUACUGCCACCUCACCGAGGCGCUGGGCCAGCACCACGCUGGCACGCAGAAGGGCGGUCCCAAGGUGCGGCGCAUCCUGGAGAUCUGGGCCAGCGGACACGGGGUGCUCUCGGUGCACUGCUUCCAGAGCACGGUCCCGGCCGAGGCGUACACGCGGGAAGGCUGCAUGGUGGAGGCUCUGGGUGGGGCUGCAGAGCAUCACCAACCAGAGGAAGGGGCUGUGCUAUGGCACGGUGGCACACUGGCCAGCGGCACGGCGCCGGCGCCUUGGCGUUCAGAUGCUGCACAGGGCCAUGAGCAUCUUCCUCGCCGAGGGCGAGCGGCAGCUCCGGCCGGUGGACAUCCAGGGUGGGCGCUGAGCACCCUGGGGUGCUGUGCGGGGGGGGGGGGGGGGGGUAUCCACUGCCUGCACCUCCCCUCUUGCCCUGUCCCAGGAGGUGGCUGUGCUCGGUAUGGGUUUGAUGUCGUCAACACUGGUGAGAGUUUCUCUCUUCCUCUCCAAGGGGAUAAAUAAAUCACUGAAGGUCUUUUAUUUUGGCUAAGAAAUCCAAGCUCCCUGGUUCCUGCCUUCCCUUCCCAGGCCUCUCCCCUGUGCCCGGCACAUCCCUUCCCCAUGGACUCAGACACCGGAUAGAACACAGCUUUACUGGGGGGAAUGGCACUAGCGCGGCAGCGGGCUCGGGGUGCGCGGUUGGCCUUGGCCUCAGCGUGAGCAAUGUGGGUACAAGGACACAGGCUCCGUGGCCAAUGGAGCCUGAGGAGCCGUGGCCUGAAGCUGGACACCAGGAGCUGCCUGGGGGGGUGUCACAGUUGGCGCAAAGCCGUGUUUUGGGGUACAGUGGGGUUUGUGGGUGCCCUCAUUGCAAACCCUGGGGUGCUGUGUGGGGUCCCCUGGGCAGGACGGCAUGGGAAGGG